Rhagoletis zephyria (snowberry fruit fly) is the source of this 983-nucleotide messenger RNA. Its product is annotated as putative nuclease HARBI1. The record is from RefSeq and is a predicted model, not a curated record. Lineage: Eukaryota; Metazoa; Arthropoda; Insecta; Diptera; Tephritidae.
AACGAAAUUUUCGCGUUGAGCGUGAAAGCGCGCAAUAUUUAAUUGCAAAAUACGAAAGCAGUUCAUCCUACGUAAGGAGGAAUUACAGAGGGGGGAGACCACAAGCAACGCCAAGCACACAUGUGUUGUUGUUUUUAUGGUUUUGCAGCAAUAAAACAACCAUACGUGAAGUUAGCAAUCUAUUUAAUAUGUCUUAUUCUUCUGUCCAUAACGUGCUAAAUAAUGUUAUGUCGUUUUUGCUUGAAAUUUCACCGGACAUCAUAAAAUUCCCUGAAAGUGAUACUGAAAAAGAGAUUAUAGCACACGAUUUUGCGGCAAUCUGUGGCUUCCCUAACGUAUUAGGCUGCAUUGCAGAAACCUACAUUUCGACAAGGGCGCCAAAAAAAACAGUUCGUUCCACAUAUAUAAAUAGGCACGAUACUAUUUCCGUGCCCAUGCAGGGUAUAUGCGACGCAAAUUUAAAAUUUAUAGACGUUUUCACUGGUGCACCGAGUAAAGUGCAUGAGUCGCGGUUGUUGAAGUUAUCUUUCAUUAGUAAGAAACUUCCAAAGUUAUGUUUACCAAAAUAUCAUCUGUUAGGUGAUUCUGAUUAUCCGAUCAGAAAUUUCUUGUUAAUUCCAUAUAUGGAUUACGGAAAUUUAACUGAGCAAGAAAAGAUGUACAAUUACAAACUUAGUCAAACUCGGAUGCGAAUAGAAAACGCCUUUGGAUUGUUAAAAUGUCGAUUCCGGCAACUUAUGCGACUAGAUUUUCUUGAAGUUGAGACAACAACGAAGUUUAUAAUGGCAUGCUGCGUACUUCAUAAUAUUUGCAUAGACAAACAAGAUGUUAUUGAGGGAGAAGAAUAUUGCGCUGAACCUGCUUCCGUUCGGGAACAUUUUCAUUCCGAAGUAAGUGACUCUGUUCUUACCGAGCUUGGCGAAAUGAAAAGAAGCCAAAUAAAGUCACUUUUUUGACACGUUUGCUUAAGCCGUGCCAUGAUA